Pogonomyrmex barbatus (red harvester ant) is the source of this 1075-nucleotide messenger RNA. RefSeq lists its product as uncharacterized. The record is from RefSeq and is a predicted model, not a curated record. Gene Ontology annotation, molecular function: CoA-ligase activity. NCBI's taxonomy places the organism in Eukaryota, Metazoa, Arthropoda, Insecta, Hymenoptera, Formicidae.
GUAAUAUUUUUUCAUCAGAGACGCAUGAUUGAAUUCAGAAUCUCAUCUUUUUACUUAUCUAAAAUUUAAAUUUCAAAAUGGUUGUGGAUGACACAAAGAAAUUCACCGUAGAAAAUGGUGUUUAUAAGGGACAGGAAAUGAUUGCUAUUAAUUUAGACUGUAAGAGCCUUGGAGAAUUAAUAUGGAAUAGCAUUAAAAAUCAUGGAGACAAAACCGCACAGUUGUACGUAUGCACCGAGGAAACAAUCACUUACACGGAGCUGCAAGAUAAAAUUGUAAGAUGUGCAUUGUGGCUUCAAAAACAAGGAAUCAAACCUGAAGAUGUCAUUAGUGUAUGUACAAAUAAUCAACCCAACGCCAUUGUGCCCUGUCUAUCGGCAACUUAUAUCAACGCGAUCUUCAAUCCAUGGAAUGAAGCUAUGGAUAUGCAAACCGCGUUGCACGUUUUACAACUGACCACGCCAAAGGUGAUUUUCUGUAGCGAGAAAUGUGUGGACGUUGUUUUAAGCGCGAUGAAGGAGACGAAUCGCAGUUCAAUAAUGGUGGUUUUCGGCAAGCACGCUGGCGCUAUUUCAUUUUCUGAUGUUUUGAAAAGCUGCAGUGACGCGGACGUAAAAAACUUUCGUUAUGUCGAGCUCGAUGAUAUAAAAAAGACAGCGUGCAUUUUGCAUUCAUCAGGCACUACGGGAAUGCCAAAGGGUGUUGAAUUAUCCAAUUAUACUCUAGCAUUUGUGAGUCAGGAUAAUAACUUGAAUGUAGCUAAUAUGCCAACACUUUGGUUUUCUUCUCUUUAUUGGAUUAGUGGGGUAAUGAUGAACAUGAAAUCUAUCAUACAAGGUGCCGCAGUGAUCCUUUAUCCGGAAUUCGAUGAGGAAAUGACUUGUCGGUUGAUUGAGAAAUACAAAGUGGCAAUUCUUUUUCUCAGCACGAGCAUGAUUAAUCGGUUUCUUAGAGCGGGUUACGUAAAAAAUAUUCAUUAUCAUCUUUGAAAGCUAUAAUGGGUGGUGGUGCAAUAAUUAAACCAAAGGUACAAGAAGAGCUGAAACGUAUUUUACCUCAUGUUAUAAUAUUGCAA